AUAAACCAGCUUGUAGUUGUAGUGUGUGCACAGGCGCAGGUCACAGCGACGUGAAAUAAUACAAUGGUGGCCACGAGCAGGACGCUGAGCACCAGGGUUUGGCCUUUACACUUAGUCAAGCCAACAAGAGGUCUUGUAGACGAGAAGCUAAAAGUGAUCGUGAGGAAUCUGAACCCCAGACAGGAGGUGACCCUUCGCUGUGUGCAUCAGGACGUCUGGGAGGGCUUUGGACACUAUAUCAGCGACCAGCAUGGCACGGUAACAGUGGCAAAGGAUGCAAGCAUGGGAGGAACUUAUAAAGGUGUGGAGGCCAUGGGGCUGAUGUGGAGUAUGCAGCCGGUGCCAGGAAGCCGAAAAGGGUUGAGGACGCUGAGCACCAGGGUUUGGCCUUUACUCUUAGUCAAGCCAACAAGAGGUCUUGUAGACGAGAAGCUAAAAGUGAUCGUGAGGAAUCUGAACCCCAGACAGGAGGUGACCCUUCGCUGUGUGCAUCAGUCAGAGGACAAGGACGUCUGGGAGGGCUUUGGACACUAUAUCAGCGACCAGCAUGGCACGGUAACAGUGGCAAAGGAUGCAAGCAUGGGAGGAACUUAUAAAGGUGUGGAGGCCAUGGGGCUGAUGUGGAGUAUGCAGCCGGUGCCAGGAAGCCGAAAAGGGUUGAGGUUGCGAAAGAAACAUGUCCUCUCACCGAUGGUCUUCCACAUUUCUGUGUUUGAUGGACACAUUACUCAGGGUUUUAGCCAGCUCACAGCAUUAGCGACCCAUGCCGUAGAGCGUUGGUAUGUGGCUCCAGGUGUGCAAAGAGUUUAUCUGCAGGAGAAAGGAGUUCAAGGAACAUUGUUCAUCCCUCCAGGUCCUGGACCAUUUCCUGGCCUGCUGGACUUGUGGGGUGGAGGUGGAGGUCUCGUGGAGUACAGAGCUGCCCUCCUGGCAUCACAUGGCUUUGUGUCCUUUGCUCUGGAGUAUCUCUCCUCAGAGGAAAUAAAUGCACCCACGACUGAUGUAAAGUAUUUUGAGGCUGCGUAUCAGAUCCUAAAGAGCCAUGCCAUGGUGCAGAAGGACAGACUGGCUCUGUUUGGCCUUUCGUUUGGGUCAACUAUAGCACUGUCCAUGGCCGCAUACUCCAAAAUCAUUAAGCCCAGAUGUUGUGUGUGCAUCAGUGGCAGUCACGUCAAUGCUGUCCAGAGGACUUUGAGUGAAACCUUUCAAGAGAUAGCCAAAAAUGUUUCUAAAAUAAGGGUAGAGGACGGUCAGGUCAUCUGGAGAGACAUAAUCCUGCCCAUUCCAGCAGAUCCAAGCAUGAAAAUAGAUGUUGGUCAAAUAAAGUGUCCAGUGCUCUUGGUUAAUGGAAGUGAUGAUCAGAACUUGGCUACUGUUGAGUCUGCUGAAGAUAUGGAGAGGAUGAUGGAAAAGGCAGGGAAUCGGCACCUUCUGCAAGUCCUCACCUAUCCUGGAGCAGGUCACCUGAUUGAGCCGCCCUACACACCACACCACCGGACCAGCAAUUUCGUCAUUGGCAAAGACAAAGCACCAGCCAGCAAGGCCCAGCAGCACCGGCCACGGGUGAGCAGCGCAGCCAACGAACAGUGAGACCAAAGCGUAAGCGGGGCAAGAGAGGUGGGCUACAUGCUAGGCUAAAGGCUAGGGCUACACGGCCACCGCCACCUAGCCUGUUGCUAGCUAAUGUUAGCGCCCUCAAAAAACAAGCUGGGUGAGCUGAGGACCAGAAGAACAACUCGGCAUGAGAUCAGAGAGUGCUGUGCUCUUAUUCUCACAGAAACCUGGCUCUCGGACAGCAUGCCAGACUCAGCACUCCAGUUAGAAAUGCACUCCGUCCACCACGGGGACCGCACAGCAGCGUCGAGGAAGUACAAACGGUGUCUGCAUCUACGUGAACAACAGGUGGUGUUCCAAUGUGAAGACUAUUGAAAAACACUGUUCAGCUAAUUUAGCACUGCUGAUGGUGCCGAGAGAGUUUUCUGUUUCUUUCUUCUUUACAGUGCUUCUGGUGAGUAGAACUAUCAAAGUGUGGAAUGAAGAAACUGACCUAGUGCUUGAGGACUGCUUUGACGGUACAAACUGGGAUGUUUUCAGAACUGCUGCAGUGAUAGAGAACUGUACUGUUGAUCUAGAGGACUAUGCUUCUGGGGUAAUGGGCUACAUCAGCAGCUGCAUUGAAAGCAUUGUUCCUACAAAGCACUGCAGAAAAUAACUCAAUCAGAAACCUAGGAUAAACAGUGAAGUUCAGGCCCGCAACCCUGGCUGACUGAGAUACAGUAUGGCCACACAGAACACAUCAUUCGCUGUGGAUGUGUGCAGGACCUUGAAGAGAAUAAACCCACGGAAAGCAGCUGGUCCAGACAACAUCUCCGGGCAUGCACUCAGGGUUUGCUCAUCAGAACUGGCUGACGUGUUUGUGGACAUAUUCAAUCUGUCCCUCACGCAAGCUUUUGUGCCAUCCUACUUCAAGACCACCACCAUCGUGCCCCUCCCAAAGAAAAGUGUUGUGACCUGCCUAAAUGACUAUCACCCUGUUGCACUCACCCCAAUCAUGAUGAAGUGCUUUGAGAGAAUAGUCAUGACUCAUCCAGGAGACCAUUCCGAACACUAUAGAUACUGUUCAGUUUGCAUACCAUCGGAACCGGUCCACAGACAACGCAGUGAACACUGCCCUUCACACAGCCCUCACUCACCUGGAGGGCAAGGAAAUGUAUGUCAGACUACAGCUCAGCAUUUAACAUGGUCAUCCCAUAUAAACUCUCAGAAAAGUUCCUCACCCUUGGACUGACACCCACGCUCUGUAACUGGGUGCUGAACUUUCUAACAGACAGACCCCAGUCAGUCAGAGUCGACAGCCGUACAUCCAGUACAAGAACAGUGAGCAUGGGGUUCCCCAGGGCUGUGUGCUGAGCCCCCUUCUGUACACGCUCUUCACUUAUGACCAGCAUCGUUAAGUUUGCUGAUGAUACUACAGUCAUUGGACUGAUCAUUGGUGGGGACGAGAUAGUAUACAGGAAUGAGGUGGCUAAGCUGGUGGCCUGGUGUCAUGACAACAAUCUUUCCUUGAAUGUAGACAAGGAGGAAGCGGGAGCUGCACACACCCCUGUACAUAGAUGAGACAGAAGGUGAAGGUGAAAACCUUCAAAUUCCUUGGCUUCCAUGUCAGUGAGGAUCUCACCUGGUUUCACAACACACACCUCGUCAUCAGGAAGUCCCAGCAGUGACUGUACUUUCUGAGAAGGCUGAGGAAAUUUGUCAUGCCAGCCAAAAUUCUCAGCACCUUCUACAGGAGUACAAUCGAGAGUGUUCUUACCAGUUCCAUCACAGUCUGGACAGGACAGAAAGGCUCUCCAGUGUGUGUGAUCAAAACUGCACAGUCCAUCUCGGGAUCAGCCUUCAUCUCACUACAGAACUUUUGUCACACCAGGGUCAUCAGGAGGGCUCACAUCAUCAUCAGGGACAGUACACACUCCCAACACAGACUCUUCACACUCCUACCUUCAGGCAGACACUACAGGAGUGUCAAGUCCAGGACUACAAGACUGAACAACAGUUUCUAUUCACAAGCCAUCAGGCUUGUGAACACCUAACUCACUACCUCUUCCCUCCUCCCACUCUGAACUGGUUUUACUUUUGGCCAACCUUGCACUCAAUAACUGCACCUUACAUACACUGUACCGCUAUUGUCAGAACACUACUGUUUACAUUUGUUACAUGCACAGAACAUUACUGUUUACAUCUGUUACUUGG
Molecule: messenger RNA, 3750 nt
Organism: Pygocentrus nattereri (red-bellied piranha)
Lineage: Eukaryota; Metazoa; Chordata; Actinopteri; Characiformes; Serrasalmidae
Product: peroxisomal succinyl-coenzyme A thioesterase-like
Exons: 13
Coding region: 64-1590 (508 amino acids)
Biological process (GO): acyl-CoA metabolic process; fatty acid metabolic process
Molecular function (GO): fatty acyl-CoA hydrolase activity
Source: RefSeq, a predicted model, not a curated record